Rhizopus microsporus ATCC 52813 is the source of this 3150-nucleotide messenger RNA. RefSeq names its product ARM repeat-containing protein. The record is from RefSeq and is a predicted model, not a curated record. Gene Ontology annotation, cellular component: nucleus; cytoplasm. Bases 1 to 3150 code for a protein of 1049 amino acids. The transcript has 6 exons. Gene Ontology annotation, biological process: protein import into nucleus. Gene Ontology annotation, molecular function: nuclear import signal receptor activity; small GTPase binding. NCBI's taxonomy places the organism in Eukaryota, Fungi, Mucoromycota, Mucoromycetes, Mucorales, Rhizopodaceae.
AUGGAGCAAUUUCUUGCUGGUCUUGACGACCUUUUGACCAAGUUAGCUCAAGCACAAGACUCAGAAACGAUCAGAAACGCUACUUCAGUACUAAACACUCAGUACUAUGUUACAGCUGACUGUGUACCUGCCCUUGUCGAGGUCGUCGCUCGUUCACCUCACUUUCAAGUACGUCAACUGGCUGCUGUUGAGCUUCGUAAGAGAACUAACAAAUGGUGGUCUCAAAUUCAAGAGUCAGUCAAGGUCAACUUGCGUGCUCAACUCUUGACUAUUGCUCUUAAUGAACAAAAUGAUUCCGUUCGUCAUUCUAUCGCUCGAGUAAUAUCAACUGUGGCAGGUAUUGAUAUGCCAGAUAACAAAUGGCCAGCCUUGCUCGAGUUCUUGCACCAGUCCUGCUCCAGCCAGAGCCCUGCCCACCGUGAGAUCGGUUUGUACUGCCUUUAUACCUUAUUUGAAGUCAUUGCCGAUUUCUUCAUGAACAAUACUACUUCACUCUUUGAAUUGUUUAACAAGACGAUUGUUGAUCAAGAAAGCAAGUCAGUUAGAAUCACCACCGUAUUGGUUCUCGGCAAACUAUCCGAAUUUGUUGAUAGCGAAGACAAGUCUACGAUCAAGAUGUUUAGAGCUAUUAUCCCCAGCAUGGUUAAUGUGCUGGAGCAAUGUAUCAAGGACGGUGAUACCGAUAAUGCAAGCAAAAUAUUUGAAGUAUUCGACACUUUGCUCAUGUUGGAUGCCCCCUUACUGUUUGAGCAUUUGGCGCAUCUGAUUGAUUUCUUCUUGACGGUUGGAUCCGACACCACCCUGGAUGAUGAAAUGCGUGUCUUGGCACUAUCCUUCUUGAUGUGGGCUGCCGUUUACAAACAACACAAGAUUAGACAGAUGAAGUUGGUUGGUCAUAUUGUUGAAAAGUUAAUGCCCAUCGGUACUGAAGAGGACCCUGAAGACGUUGACGAAGACUCUCCUUCACGCCUUGCUUUCAAGGUUCUGAAUGCCUUGGCUACCAACAUUCCUCCUCAACAGGUGUUUCCUAUUGUUAUGCCGUUUGUCUUGAGCUAUGUCCAAAACCCUGAUCCUCGAUUCCGUAAGGCUGCCAUGAUGGCCUUUGCUGUGACGGUUGAAGGAUGUACUGAUAUUAUCUCCACCAAACUAAAUGAGCUCCUUCCUUUGGUUUGUGGCAGUCUUCAAGAUCCAGAGAUUAUCGUCCGUCGUGCUGCCUGUAUGGCUCUUGGUUGUCUUGCUGAUGAGAUGCCCUCAGAUGUAUCCGAGCACCACCAAGUCUUACUUCCUCUCGUAUUUAAUCUGAUGAACGACAACAAUGCCGAAGUAACCAAGCACGCAUGUAAUGCUCUGGAUGCCAUUCUUGACGGCUUAGGAUCCGAUAUCAUCCAAUAUCUUCCUCUGUUGAUGGAGAAACUCUUAUUCCUUCUGGAUAACGCCAAUCAAAACGAAACAAGAGCCACUGUGAUUGCUGCGAUUGGUAGCGCUGCUCAUGCUGCAGGCGAAGCUUUCCAUCCUUACUUCUUGCAAGUGUUGCCACGUAUUGUUCAAUUCAUGUCGACAAAGGAACCUGCAGAUGAUCACUUGCUCCGUAGUGUUGCCACAGAUGCCGCUGGUUCAAUUGCUGAAGCAGUCGGUGCUGACGCUUUCCGUCCCUACACCCAAGAUAUCAUGAACUUGGCUAUCGAGCAGCUGCAUCUCGAAUCAGCACGUCUUCGUGAAUGCUCUUUUGCUCUCUUCUCAAACCUCGUCCGUGUGUUUGGUGAAGAAUUCGCUCCUUUCUUACCCACGAUCGUUCCUGAAAUCAUUUCGACCUGUAAGGCCGAAGAAAAGUCUGAGGCUGCUGUCGAAGAAGAGAUCGAUUUGACAACAGGUGGUGUCGAUGACGAGUUGGAAGACGAAUUUGAAAACUUUAGCUUCAAUUCUCCUUUGGCGGACGAAAAGGAAUUUGCGGUGGAUGCCCUUGGAGAGCUGUUUGCUAAUACCAAGAGUCACUUCUUGCCCUAUCUCGAAACCUCCUUGGCCGAGUUGCAAAAGCUUUCGAGCCAUUUGUUUGACGGCGUUCGUAAAUCGGCUACACAGAGCUUGUUUACUUUCCUCAAGACAGCUUACACCAUGUCUAAUCCUACUGCUUGGGUUUCUGGUGUGCCUGCUUCAUACACAGUCCAUGAAAAUGUCCAGACGUUGAUUAACUCAAUUGUGCCCAUGACCAUCGAACUGUGGAAGGAAGAAGAUGAUCGUUCUGUUGCUGCUCAAAUCUGCCUCGAGUUUGUUGCUGCUCUCCGCCUGAUGGGACCUAUUGUCGUAAACGAAUGUCUUGAGGAUAUUUGCAACAACUUGUUAGAAAUCUAUCAAAAGAAGUCUCUUUGUCAACAAGCCUUUGAUGAAGGUGAUUUUGAUGAGGAGGAUGAUGAUUUGGAAUCAGAAGCGAUGCUCAUCAGUUCUGCUAGCGACCUUGUCGCUGCCUUGUGUGAAACUGUCGGGCCCAACUUUACUGCUUCCUUUGAGGUCUUUUUACCUUACAUCUUAAAGUACUACAAGCCUACCAAGAGUCAGACUGAAAGAGCCAUGGCUGUCGGCUGUUUAGGUGAAUGUAUCGUUGGCAUCAAGUCUGCUAUUACUCCUCAUACAGAACGUCUCUUACAAGUCUUUGUCAAGGCUUGCAGUGAUGAAGAUGAGCUUGUCCGUAGCAAUGCUGCAUUUGCUUUAGGCUGCUUGACUAUUCAUACCCAAGUUGACUUGAGCGCACACUAUCCUGCCUUGUUAACUGCUCUUUCUCCCUUGUUUAAUAACCAAACCUUACCCAACACGACAGAUAAUGCCGCAGGUGCUGUUGCUCGAAUGAUCAUUGCUCAUCCUGAAGCUGUGCCCUUGGACCAAGUAUUACCUGUAUUCAUAAAUGCUUUACCUUUGAAGGCUGAUUAUGAAGAAAACCAGCCUGUGUUUGAAUGUAUCUUUAAAUUGUUUGGCGCAAACAACGCAUAUGUCUUUAACAAUUUACCACAAUUUCUUCACAUCUUUGCUCAAGUUCUUUCUGAUAAUGAGCAAUUAAAGGAAGGCACUAGAAACCACUUGAUCGAGCUCAUCCGUGCCUUAAACACUCAGAGACCUGAUUUAAGCAUUGCCUCAAGCGAAUUGGCUCGCUUCUUGUAA